CAUGGGACCAGGAGUCACGGGUGGGGGACGGCUCUAUCACAGCGACGCACCACAACAAACCCGCUGAAUCCAGCAGUCUACUUCUGCUGAGGGACCAUGAAGUUAUUCACUGUGAAUAACUUCUUUCUUCUGUUUGUUUCAACAUCUGUAACGGAAUAUCAUCGAAUUUUAAUGACCACUCACGUUAUUCCCGGGACUCUUAAUGCCUAGGGCAGCGGGCCACACCUUCGUUUAGCGCAACAGCUCCACCACCCAGCUGGCCAGAUGGGGUGCCGAUGCUGCAGAAUGAUAAAGAGCUACAUCUAUGACCCCUCUGCCGUGGGGGAGCCGGGGAAGAGCGAGCUGUCGGGGUCCGGCGGCCGGGGGUCCCUCUACCAGCCCCGGGGCCCGCCGGGCGGGGCCGCGGGGACCCGUGGCGGGGACCGGCAGAAGGAGGGCGUCAGCAACCUGGCCUACAGCAAGUCCAACGAGGGCACCCUGAAGCUGGAGGCCGACAACAACCACGUCAACCGGCUGCCCGAGCACCAGCCGCCCCCGCGGGCCCCCGGCGGGGGCGCCCUGUACAUCAUCCAGCCGCAGGCCCCGGGGCCGCGCUGGACCACCGAGGAGGCCCCCCGGCCCAGCCAGGUGCCGGUGUACCCGGAGCCCCCUGGCGGCGGGCGGCGGAGCGAGCCGGGGGGCUGGGACACGGCGGACGAGGAUGAGGGAGUGGGGGGGACCCCUGAGUACCGGGGGGACGGCGAGGGCAGCGCGCUGUCGGUUGAGACCCUCACCAGCACCGCCAGCGGGUCCUCGGCCGACGACGCCCCCCCCCGCUGGCCCAAGGCCGCCGACGCCUCCACGGCCGAGAGCGGCAUCUCCAUGACCAAGAGCGAGGACGAGGAGGGGGAGGGGGAGGGGCGGCGGCGCCAGGAGGAGAGCGAGGACGUCCGGAGCGUCACGGACUCCAUGGUGGCCGAGGCGCUGGCCGCGCUGGAGGCGGCCACCGCCGGGGAGGAGUAUGAGUGAAGGGGGCGUGGCCUAGCGCUGGAGGCGGCCACCGCCGGGGAGGAGUUUGAGUGAAGGGGGCGUGGCCUAGCGCUGGAGGCGGCCACCGUCGGGGAGGAGUUUGAGUGAAGGGGGCGUGGCCUAGCGUUCCCGAACAUUGGAAGGACGUGGAAUCCCUCGGUGGAACAGAACCCGGGCCGUGUGGCAGGGCAAAUAUAAAUAUUAACACACAUAUAUAGAUCUUAUAUAUAUAUACACACAUACGCACACACACAUAUGCAUAUAUACGUAUGUUUACACAACAUCAAAGACUCAAAUCUGCCAGAAGAAAAGACUGUUUAUUUUCUUUACCAAAAGAGCAGAAUCAUGAAGGAAGUACAUGAAGGAUAUUUAUCUGUUCUUGUUCCAGGGCAGUUUCACUGACAGCCACAGAAGAAAGGAGCGUUUGUAGACUGUGAGUAACGCCUGUGGCAGCCGUGCCCUGUUGUAGCGUUUCCUGAUCUGAAGUCAGCGUAUCGCAGCCCUCCAUGGACCGGAGACUGAAGCACGUCCUUCUGCCAUAUCAGUACUGCCUGCGUACAAACAGGCCAUGGAGAGCUGCUUCAUUUUCCGUUUUACAAUCUAUACAUCAAUGGAUUUAGUGUGCUAAAUGAACUUAAAGUCAAUGUGCGGCCAGCAUGUGAAAGACAGAGGCCUUCUGAGAUGCAGCACGCAGCCUUAAUGAUGCGUGUUGUGUUUUGUAACUUUUAUAUAUCUUUUGUACAUCGUUUGCCCCUGGCACCAUGUUCUAGAUGAUGUCUUGGCUCCAGGCACGAUGCCGUUGUACUGUACGUUAGGACCACGCAGGCCUUACCCAACCCUGACACUACAUACAUGCUCAGCCUGUUCACCUCUUCACCACAGUCAGUCCAUCCGUCAGGUAACUCAGCAAUUCAUCAAUUAAUCAGUGUGUGAAAUGUCAUCACCAUUGGCCAGAAUGCCCCAUAACUAGUUACCAGACCCCAAAGACGUGGAUUACCACUGUGAAUGUCUGACUACAUGUCUGACGACAUCAUCCAUUAAUUACCUAAACAAAGAAUAUUAGAAUUUCUGAAGCUACCGCCAGGUAACAUUCGGGAUAUUUGUACUUAAUCAAAGACUGUAGUGUAUAUUUUAUUAAUAAAUCGAUUAUCACAAUUAUUUUCUUAUAUUAAUUCCCUUACCAAUCAAUGAAUGGAUGAGCCGGCCAAUCGGCAUGGUGAUAUUGGACUGAAACAAAGAGUCCACGAUAAUGACGACCUACGCAGACAGGAAGGUCACCGAUCAAAGGUCAGUUGAACUUGUUGACUUCUUUCCCCUUCUCUCUCGCAUUUCCGAGCCAGAUAUGACUGCAGCUACUGCAAAUGUGGAAAGCUAGUGAGUUAGGGGCCAUUUGUUUCCUCAGCUUAGCGUUGGGCUGUUCACAAUAUAGCCAUACUCAUUAGUGGGUUUUCCCCUCGUGUUAGGCCUCUGUGAUGAAGACCUAAUACCGUGGGAUGAGGGAUUUUUACACAGAGAAUAUUUUUCUAUGAAGGACCAUGUCUGUAGAGAUCCCAGCUCCCUCGGCCAGGGCCUGUUGAGGGCCCAUCAUGGUGUUGGGUGGGGUGGGGGGCAGACGGUUUGAGCACCACGCGUUGGCCUGAAGCCGACCAGACCAGUCAGUCAGUGAGGUCGGUGUGAGGUCAUCAGUCGGACCACAUUGGUGGCUUCCUUGUUCCCGUAGCGCUCGUAGUCAUGGUCACGUAUUGGGCCUUUAGGUUAAGUCCCUUCCUUUGAAAGCGGUUCAGUCGUAUCCUGUUCCUGUUCUUCAGAGAAUAUUAAAAAAAAAAAUAUAUAUAUAUAUAUAUACAUGUAUAUGAUAUACGUUACCCUGUGAAGAGAAGAGACUUCAUGUUUUUGUUUUUUCUAGUUAUUUGUCUGCCAAAAUCAUUUCUACGUUAUUCUUUGUGUACACGUUGUAAAAUAAAAGUUAAUUUAAAAGAAAGUGGUAAUUGUACUGUCGCAGUUUAUUUAUUUUCAAAUCUUAAGACAUCUAGCAUUCAAUUUGUCUCUCAAUCAUUUCAUUAAGUUUGAUAUUUGAACUGUUGAUUCCAACGCCGUCGAAGCGUGCCUCUCUCUCUCUGAGCAGUAGAGUGAGGUUGCCAUGGGCCCAGGCGUCCAA
This is a messenger RNA of Gadus chalcogrammus (walleye pollock), 3166 nucleotides long. RefSeq lists its product as uncharacterized. The transcript has 3 exons. The record is from RefSeq and is a predicted model, not a curated record. The coding region runs from base 265 to 1008 and encodes 247 amino acids. Lineage: Eukaryota; Metazoa; Chordata; Actinopteri; Gadiformes; Gadidae.